GGUUUCGAAAUGCCUUUUCUCCCGACCACGUUGAGUUAUCGGCGUCGAGUCUAACUCAAAAAUCGUGAAAAUGGCCCCUCCGCGUAAAGGGAAACAAACCCAGGAAGCCCCAGUGCUCAACCUCGGUCCCCAGGUAACGCCAGGUCAAAAUGUCUUCGGCGUCGCUCACAUCUACGCCUCCUUCAACGAUACAUUCGUGCACGUCACCGAUCUUUCCGGACGGGAAACCAUCGCUCGUGUAACUGGCGGAAUGAAGGUAAAGGCUGAUCGAGAUGAAUCUUCCCCGUAUGCUGCUAUGUUGGCCGCUCAAGAUGUGGCCGAGAAGUGCAAGGCUGUCGGCAUCACUGCCCUCCACAUCAAGCUCCGCGCUACUGGAGGAACUCGCACGAAGACGCCCGGACCCGGAGCUCAAUCUGCUCUCCGUGCCUUGGCUCGAUCCGAUAUGAAGAUCGGUCGUAUCGAAGAUGUCACUCCCAUCCCAUCAGACGCUACGAGGAGGAAGGGUGGUCGUCGCGGUAGAAGGCUGUAAACUUCAUCAAGGCAAUGUUGGAUGUGCUCGGUGUUCGACUACGCCUUGUCGCUUGGAGCUACUGCUAAUAAACCGGUUUGGUUUA
Molecule: messenger RNA, 614 nt
Organism: Galendromus occidentalis (western predatory mite)
Lineage: Eukaryota; Metazoa; Arthropoda; Arachnida; Mesostigmata; Phytoseiidae
Product: 40S ribosomal protein S14
Exons: 4
Coding region: 71-529 (152 amino acids)
Biological process (GO): translation
Cellular component (GO): ribosome
Molecular function (GO): structural constituent of ribosome
Source: RefSeq, a predicted model, not a curated record